Symbiodinium pilosum is the source of this 1725-nucleotide messenger RNA. NCBI's taxonomy places the organism in Eukaryota, Dinophyceae, Suessiales, Symbiodiniaceae. The record is from the annotation of a GenBank genome assembly.
AUGGAUGCAGGAGCAGCCCAGUAUCUGCAGGAGAAUGUUGGCGGCAUCUUAGCAAAGGCUCUGGCAGAGAUGGCCGUCGUCCAGCCAAAGGACGGAGUCGAUUUUUUGUCGAAGUGGUUGACGCAAUAUGCAGAGCAAGAAGAGGCAAAGGAGCAGAAGGAGCAGGUGGAAAGAGAACUUACGCAGCUGAGAACUCAAACAAGGGCCAAGCGGGAUGAGAAGGAGGAGCUAAGGCAGCAGAAGGUGUCCGAAUCCCAGCAGCUAGAAGCCAAAUAUACUUCCCUCUUCGAGAAGUUCGGCAGUGACGAGACCAUGUUCCAGGACACAAUGUGGCAAGAGCUAGUCGAUGUUGCACAAGCAACCGCGGGUGCUUCUGCCGUGUAUCUGGGAAUCCUUGAGCAGGGAGAAGAGGGUGGAGAUCCGGCGGGUCCGUACAUCAGUUAUGAGUAUGCGUCCAAGGGAUCGGAGUGGAUGACAGAGCGAACUCUUGCAGAGGGCAAAGGUGUUGCAUGGGGUGCACUCACGGAAAAUCCACCAGAAGAGAAUUUCAAGGAGCUUUGCUUGUGGAAGCCGCCCAGCGUGGAGCCAGUGCCUGAAGAACUUGCUGACGGAGAGCCACCUGCAGAGAAGCCGGGCACGCCAUACUACCCUGUAAGCAUUGAUUGCGUGACCGAUGUGGAGAAAGUCCAUUACUUUGACAUGACACGCCUUGGAGCUUUCUUAGCCAUACCAAUGGUGUACCAGUCCUACUACCAGAGUGAUGCCUAUACUGAUGCGAAGACAUUUGAGGAAGAGAAGAAGGCAGAAGCAAAAAGGCGUGAAGAAGAGGCGGCCGCUAGAGCUGCAGCAAUUGCGAAUGGCGAAGUUCUAGAGGAUGCCGAGCCUGAAGCCGUGGAGGAGAAGCAGUUGGUCAUGCGUGGAAACGACGUGAAGAUGAUUCUUUGCUUGGACACGCUAGGCACGAACAGCUCCUUUGAGGAGGGCAAUGCGGUAAAGGUCCUCGAGCUGGCCAAGGCCUGCUGCCAGUCAAAGUCCAAGACAGAGUUUAAGCAGGUUGAUUCUCAAGUCCUGACGGUCAUCGACGAUGAGCGACGUGCCCAAGAGAAUGAGCAGAUUACCGAAGUGGAUGGCACCGUCGAGCAAAUGCACGCAGAGCAGAUAGAGGCUGAGGAGGCUGAAGCAACAGAUGAGCUUCGGAAGGAAGUGAUUCAGAAGAAGUUUGCCUUCCUGCGUGCUUUGGAGGUUGCAAAAGAGCUUUCCGGCAUGAUCGCAAGUUUGACAUCUUGGGUCUAUGCCACGGCAGAUGUCAUGAAUGUGGUGGCAGCUCUAGCUCACUUCGCUGGCUACACCAAAGCAGACAUCUACCCAAGGAGGAAAUCAAACUUGAACUGGCAGCGCCUGAAGCAAUUACUCCAGAACCCGCUGCAGUUGCUGGAAAAGGUUGGCAAGGUGGAAGUCGAGGGCCCCAGGAAAGGCGUUCUUCCGGAGCAUCUGCACGCCUACAUUAUGCAGAUGGGGUCUCCAGCAGAGAUGGAUGGUGAAAAGGCUAAGGAGAUUGCACCAGCAUUCUUCCUUCUCUUCAACUUGUUGCAGGCUGGAUGCGCUUAUCGCACGGCGGACCUGGAACUCCGGAAGGCAGAGUUCAACAAACAGAAGGAAGAAGCUGGCGAGGAAUAUGAGGGGCCUGCACUGGAAGAGCUCGAUGAUGAUUUCCAAGCGUCGUAG